This is a messenger RNA of Sinocyclocheilus grahami, 2485 nucleotides long. RefSeq names its product coiled-coil domain-containing protein 149-A-like. The record is from RefSeq and is a predicted model, not a curated record. The transcript has 12 exons. Lineage: Eukaryota; Metazoa; Chordata; Actinopteri; Cypriniformes; Cyprinidae. Bases 759 to 2390 code for a protein of 543 amino acids.
UUAAUAUAUUUUGUACUUGCAUGCAAUUUAUCUCAUGGAUCAUGAAAAAUUUUCAGUGCGAUGUGAGACCUGCUGUGGUGCUGUUUAGUGUUUUUAGAGACAAAAAAAACCUAUAUAAAAAGUGCCUUAUAACCUGGUGAGCCUGGGAUUGGCAGGAAAAUCUCAUGAUAAUGUCAUAUACAAAAUGAAUCAUAAUCACACCUUUUGAUUGGUUAGGUAAUGCAUUAUAAUGUGACAAGUAUAACAUGUCCCCUCACGAACUAUAAUGAACGAUUUCGAAUACAUUCAGUGCUGUGCAGUAGAUAAACCUUAUUGUUGUUAUGUGUUAAGAAAGUUGUUAUUAUUAUGCAAACAAUGUGCAAAAUAUAUAAUGGCUCAUCUGAUUUAAAACAAAUGUAGAUCUAUUCCUCUCAACAGACCUUUGUCUUCUUCUUACGUUUCUCUUAAUUUGUGUUUUUCUCCAUCCACUGGUUGGAUAUGUUCAGCGCCGCUUUAAAAUAAAAAGAAACUCCCUUGUAUUGCACAUUGUUUGAUCAAUUCGCUAUUGAAAAUUCCCAGUUUCUCAUCCACGCCCGCACUGAUAUCGUGCAUCUCGCUGCCGGGUCAGAGCUUCACAGACCCGGAUCUUGAGCACCAGCUGACCGAGAGAGUAAACAGUGCUGAGAGGAAGAAGGGAGAAGUUUCUGCUCUCGGUCUUCAUAAAGCUCGCGGAAGCUUAGGAUUUGCAAACGUUAUAUCAUCGCCAAACGCGGGCAGAGAUGACCUCGUCCAGACGAAGUGAAAGUGACUGGCAAGGUUUAGUGAACGAGUUCUUGAUAUGCAAACGUAAGCUGGAGAGCAAGAAGGACGCGCUCCUCAUUCUGUCCAAAGAGCUGGACAGCUGUCAGCAGGAGAGAGACCAGUACAAACUGAUGGCCAACCAGCUGCGAGAGACACACCAGAGCUUGAAGAAGAAAUACAGAGAACUCAUUGAUGGCGACUCUUCACUUCCACCGGAAAAACGUAAUCAGGUCAAUCUGGCUCAGUUGUUAAUGGAUUCGAGGGAAAGAAACAAGAAGCUAGCCGACGAGAUAAAGGAACUGACUCAGAGACUCAGCGAGACACAGGGAGACAAUAAGCUGUUAAGAAUGACCAUCACCAAACAGAGGCUUGGGGACGAUGAAGUCGGGGUCAGACAUUUCCCUGCUCACGAGCGCGAGGAUCUGGUCAGGCAGCUGGAGAAGGCAGCACUGCAUAGAGAAGAGCUUGAACACAGUCUGAAGACGCUGAGCGAUGAACUGCAGGAUGUAAAGGCAGAGAGGACCGUGUUUAAGGAGAAGGCUGAACGUCUCAACCUCGAGCUGAACCACAUCUUGGGCGGCCAGGAGAAGCGUAUCAUCGAUGUGGACGCGCUCUGCAUGGAGAACAAAUACUUGCAAGAGAGAUUCAAACAAGUUCAAGAGGAGGUCAGUCUGUUGAAGAGUAACAUUCAGAAAUAUAAGACUGCUCUGGAUCGCAGAAGAAACCCUGAGAUCGGUGGCAAGUCUAACAGCAGAGCACUUACUGGAGUCCUUUCUCCUAAACAAGUGCAGGGUUUGUUGUCCGAGGAUAAUGGUUGCAGUUUACCAGCCACACCUCAGUCUAUCUCAGACCUGAAGUCUUUAGCCACAGCCUUACUGGAGACCAUUCAUGAGAAGAACAUAAUCAUUCAGCACCAAAGACAGACCAACAGAAUUCUGGGAAACCGAGUUGCUGAUUUGGAGAGAAAGCUGAAGACUCUUGAAAUUUCCGGGCUUUGGAGUCUCCCAGAAGGCACAGAUGCCAUCGCUCUGAGCGCCGCUCCUCUGUCCUCCAGCCACCGUCCACAGAAAACCACUAACCCUCGAGCCGCUGCAGAUGACAGGACAGGAAGAGGAGGGCCGUCGCCAUGGGAACAGGACACAGCUGGCGAUGACAGCUUCCCGAACAUGUGGCGUCCAGAUGGAGGCGGAGAGAAGGAGGACACACCUGUCACCCCUGACAUCGGGGAGGAGAGCGUCUUGUGCGGGACAGAGAUUGGGAGACAGGCUAAUGAGGUGAAGGAGGGUCCUGUGGAAAAAAAGACGGGCGUCUGCACAAAAACACGUUCCGGUCGGGAAACGGAGGGAAGCCCGGCUGUGGGAGAGGGAGAGGUUUUGGGGGAGCUCUGUCUAAUGGCGGAGGAGGCUGAGGACGCAGCUUUGGCUCUGGAUCCUGCACAACUACCUUCAUUUACUCUUGAGCAAACCGUCUGGGAAAAUGCCGACUUUCAAGCCUCUGUGGGGCUGCCGAGAGCUCGCUUUGAAGAUAUUUCGGACGGUUCCUCCAUUAAGAAGGAGCCUGUUGAGCAAAGUGACUCUGUUCUGAUACAGGAGGGGGAAAUGAAGGUCUGAAGGGUUUGGAAAUGCCUAAACGUUGCAAUUUAUUGGUCAGAUAAAAAGCAGAUGUAUAAAACUCCACUUUGCAUACAGUAUGUAAUAUUGAGGCA